AAUGUUGAUCCCUAUUGAUAGACACUAAACGGAAUUUGCUAUUUUUACAACUUUUUCUUUUCUUUUUCAUCAGAUUUUGCUUUCUGGUAUCUCUUAGCUGUAAUUCUUGAAGGAUUUGCUUUGGUUUGCAAGAGAUAGACCAGUUUUAAAUUAUUGCUUCUCUUUGUUUCUUGUUGUUUCUUAUCUCCACAACUAGUGCCUCCAAUGUCUGGCCAAAGAGCUAUACUUCCUAUUCUUUCCUAGCCCUUUUCUCUCCAACAUUUCCUUUGCUCCUCUUGGCCAAAAUGCUGCAAAAGAGCGCACAAGGAUUAUAAAAAAUCCAAUAAUCUUUUUGGUCCUUUCUUUUAUCAUUGUAUUUUCUUGCAGGACUGAGGAAAUAUGGAGAAGAAAGGGGCUAUAUUAAUGAAUAGGUACGAGCUUGGUCGAUUGCUUGGAAAAGGGACUUUCGCCAAGGUAUACCAUGCGCGAAAUCUCCAAUCUAACCAAAGCGUUGCCAUCAAAAUUAUUGAUAAAGAGAAGGUCCUAAAGAGUGGUUUGAUAGAUCAAAUCAAGAGAGAAAUAUCUGUCAUGCGUCUUGUCAGACAUCCUAACAUUGUUCAACUUUAUGAGGUCAUGGCAAGCAAGACCAAGAUCUAUUUUGCCAUGGAGUAUGUAAAGGGUGGAGAGCUUUUCAAUAAGGUCGCCAAAGGAAAGCUUAAAGAAGAUGUUGCAAGAAAGUAUUUUCAGCAAUUGAUUGGAGCGGUUGAAUUUUGCCACAGUCGCGGUGUUUAUCAUCGCGAUAUCAAGCCUGAAAAUCUUCUUCUUGAUGAAAAUGGUGAUUUGAAGAUUUCGGAUUUCGGGUUGAGUGCUUUGCAUGAGUCGAGAAAGCAAGAUGGUCUUCUUCAUACAACCUGCGGAACUCCUGCUUAUGUUGCUCCUGAAAUCAUUAACAAGAAAGGGUAUGAUGGUGCUAAAGCUGAUAUAUGGUCCUGUGGAGUUGUUCUAUUUGUUCUUUUAGCAGGUUAUCUUCCAUUCUGUGAUUCAAAUUUGAUGGAAUUAUACAAAAAGAUAAUCAGAGGAGAAUUCAGGUGUCCCAAUUGGUUCCAUCCCGAGGCAAGAAAGCUUGUUUCAAGAAUUCUUGAUCCACAUCCUAGUACAAGAAUUACAAUGGCUAGGAUAAUGAACAAUUGUUGGUUCAAGAAGGGGUAUAAACAAAUUGAAACACCACCUUCACCGCAAGGAAAAGCAAGAAACACCUUGCUCAAAGAUGUCCACGCCGCUUUCGAUUCAUCAUCAUCAGAUAACGAAAGCAUUAAUUUGCAGAAAGAAGUAGCGUCGGAUGAUCAUACAAUUACAAGAAGUCCUCUUAGGCCAACUAAUUACAAUGCCUUUGAUAUAAUAUCUCUCUCAAAAGGAUUUGAUCUAUCAGGAUUAUUUGAGAAAGAUAGUAAUCAAAGGUCAGAGGCAAGAUUUACUUCUACAAAACCAGCAUCUACAAUCGUGUCGAAAUUCCAGGAGAUAGCAAUGACGGAGAGCUUCAGUUUUAACAAGAAAGAUGGGAAAGUGAAGUUGCAAGGUUAUAAAGAAGGAAGAAAAGGGCAACUUGGUAUAGAUGCUGAAAUAUUUGAAGUAACGCCAUCUUUUUUUGUUGUCGAGAUGAAGAAAACUUCAGGAGAUACAUGGGAGUAUAAGGAUUUCUAUGACCAGGAACUAAAGCCUUCUCUUAAAGAUAUAGUUUGGGCAUGGCAGGGUAGUACUGAACAGCAGCAACAAGCCUAGCUAACCCCUGCUUUUAGGGUUUUUUUCUUUGGAUUGGAGAUUCUUUUCUAAAGUUUUCUUCCAUCUGAAAUGUAUGUUAUACACCUGCUGUUUCAGCUCUGUCUUUCCUUUUUUCUUUUUUCCAUCUUGCAUUUGCACUUUGAGUUCAAAGAAAAUUAAGAGAAAUUUCAAGAAAGAAAGAGAAAAAAAAAAAAAAAAAGUUGCUUCGUCCUUAACUCAAAUAGGCAAAUUCUAAUGGUGGAUUAAACCAUAUGUUUAAAUCAAUGCACAGUAGAAUGUAAUUUUGUUCUUUUUAA
This is a messenger RNA of Ricinus communis (castor bean), 2054 nucleotides long. RefSeq names its product CBL-interacting serine/threonine-protein kinase 20. Lineage: Eukaryota; Viridiplantae; Streptophyta; Magnoliopsida; Malpighiales; Euphorbiaceae. The coding region runs from base 379 to 1758 and encodes 459 amino acids. The record is from RefSeq and is a predicted model, not a curated record. The transcript has a single exon. Gene Ontology annotation, biological process: protein phosphorylation; signal transduction. Gene Ontology annotation, molecular function: ATP binding; protein kinase activity.